AUGAACACAAUUAAUCUCUUGGAUAAGUUAGGACUCCCAAUGAAGAUCGGUCUAGAUGGUCAGGACUUGCUUUAUCAGAAGAAAACCAUAAUGGAGGCUUACCUCUCUGCAUCCUCGUUGGAGUUUAACAGACAGCUCUUUGGAAUUGAUAAUUCUACUGAAAAGAUGAGCUUGCUUUUUAGAAAAGAGAAUAUAGUUCCAGAGGACACCCUCAGUCCUGAUUUUGACUUAUUUCAGCGCUUCACUCCAGAGAUUGAUUCCUCUAUGAAAAUGCCGAACUUUAGUGAUCUUACGCCAGUUUUUAACUUAUCUAAGUCUGCUGAUGUAAAGCCUCUGGCUCAAAUCAGUCUAAAAGGAGCCAGUCAGGAGGACACAGAGCUAGACUCAUACACUAAGAUCCAGAACAAGUAUGAAGAAGAGAAGAAGCAGAAGUCUAAAAGAGGCAAAAAAAAAGUUGACAAGAAUAAUAUAGAAGAGUUUGUAGCUGAAGAAAGAAGAAGAUUACUAAAGAAGCUCGAAACUGGAGAGAACAGAAUUAUUUUCAAGAGAAGAGUUAAAAAUAUUAAGAAGGAUCCCAAGAUUAGUGCUUAUAAUUACAGAGGAUCCAAAUAUUGGGGAGUCUCCAAGAAUAAAUCUAAAGGGCAAGUGAUGAUUACUCUCAACCACUUUAAAGAGUACCAAGGUGGCUUUGAAUCCGAAGAAGCUGCUGCAAGGAUGUAUGAUAAGAAAAGCAUCUGCACUUUUGGCUUGAAAGCUAAAAUUAACUUCGAUUAUACUAGAGAUGAAGUUCUUAGCAUACUUUCCGAAGAUGAAUCUAUCAUCAUGUAA
Moneuplotes crassus is the source of this 828-nucleotide messenger RNA. NCBI's taxonomy places the organism in Eukaryota, Ciliophora, Spirotrichea, Euplotida, Euplotidae. The record is from the annotation of a GenBank genome assembly.